UACCAUUCGCUUCCGAGUGCACUUCAACACGUCCUCGCCCGGCACACAGCAAUUAGCAGCAAAAGCUGUGACGUUCUACUGUGCAUGCCAUGAGGAGUAGCACGGAGAUUAUCUACCGCGUGUGGUUCAACCGUUCAACGCCUGGGAGGAGGAUCGAUGCAUCGCGAUCACGCAUGAUCACACCACGGGAUCACCAGUCAUGGCCUAGCGCAUGACGGUGGUCUGUUUCUGCAGAUUGUAUAAAACCAAUUCGCUCCAGUGGAAUGACCACCAGUGAGGAGCCACCAUGUUCUGCGAUACGCGAUCCAACAAAGUGCUGGAGUUCUACCGAGGAUCCACGAUCCUGUUGGUUGGUGGAACGGGGUUUGUGGGGAAAGGGUUGCUGGAGAAGGUGCUCAGAAGUUUGGAUGUGAAGAAAGUGUACCUGUUGAUUCGCAGCAAGGGAGGGGUUGGUGCUGAAGAUCGUUUGGAGAAGCUGCUGGAGGAUCGUCUGUUUGAUCAAGUGAGGAACCAGGUGGGAAAAGUGGAAGCCGUGGAGGUUGAUUAUGAUUUGGAGUGUUUAGGGCUGGAUGACGGCGUUGCUGAAAGGUUGCAGAAGGAUGUGGAAGUGGUGUUUUACUGCUUGGCUGAUGUUAGUUUCAAUCGACCGUUGAAGGAAGCAUUUCAAACGAAUGUUCAGAUUGGGAAGUAUGUGUUGAAGUGGUGUAGAAGUUUCCCGAAUUUGAAAUCAGUGGUGUACACGUCAACGUUCUACAGUGAGUGUACCAAGAAUUUUGUGGAAGAAAAGAUCGCUGAUGACUUGCCUUUCGGGAAUUACAAAUUGUGCAUGAAGAUGUUGACAGGUUUAACCAGUGAAAAAUGUGAAAGCAUCAGGGGUAGUAUGUUAGGAGACUACCCGAAUACAUACACAUUUACCAAAAAGCUUGCGGAAAUUAUGGUUCAGAAGGAGUUCGCAGGAGAUUUGCCAAUUGCAGUCUACCGACCGUCUGUUGUAUCUCCUACGUACCGAGGACCCCAACAAGGGUGGACAGACAACUUCUUCGGCGUCGGUUCUUUCAUUCGAGCCAAGUUCGAUGGCGUUGGACGGGUGAUUCUUGGAGAUAUGAACCAAAUAGGCAACCAUGCUCCAUUGGAUUACUGCGUGAAUGCCAUGCUAGUUUGUGGUUACGAUGUAUCACAACGAAGAUCCAGUUGCUGCCAAAGUCUGCCAGAGUUGACCGUCUACAACCAUGUCAGCAAAACGAACAAGUGUACGAACGACGAUGCGAUGCGGUAUAUGGCAGAGAGUAGACCACAUUUCUGGCAGCGAUGGAAUUGGAAACAUUUAUUCGCAUCAACUACGAACAAGAGGGUCUACUAUUUCAUGCUUCAUCUCUGCUACUGGUAUGUAGGAUUCAAAGAUCUGAUGGCCUCUUGGUUAAAAGGAGCAAAUGGAAAAGAUCGGUAA
Molecule: messenger RNA, 1447 nt
Organism: Aedes albopictus (Asian tiger mosquito)
Lineage: Eukaryota; Metazoa; Arthropoda; Insecta; Diptera; Culicidae
Product: fatty acyl-CoA reductase wat-like
Exons: 3
Coding region: 287-1447 (386 amino acids)
Biological process (GO): long-chain fatty-acyl-CoA metabolic process
Cellular component (GO): peroxisome
Molecular function (GO): alcohol-forming very long-chain fatty acyl-CoA reductase (NADP+) activity
Source: RefSeq, a predicted model, not a curated record